AUGACGGUCCUUACGCCUGCUACCCACGUCCCGACAUGGGACGUGAAGCAACUAAAACAAAUGGCAGCAGGAGGUAGUGCUGGAAUUGUAGCAAAGACAGUUGUGGCACCAUUUGAGCGUGUGAAAAUCGUGUGUCAAACGGGUGAGAGCGUUGGAAUGUGGCAGACGACGUUUCGAAUCUGGAUAAGUGAAGGGUUUGUAGGCUUUUGGCGUGGAAAUCUAGCCGCCUGUGUACGCGUUGUACCCCAUAAGGCCAUCUUAUUUGCAUUUUCGGAUUUUUACAAGGAGAUUUUUCGAUCUUUUGACAUUUCUGGUGGAAAGGAAUUGCCCCUUUGGGGAUCAUUUCUCGCAGGUUCUCUCUCAGGGUUUACAGCAUCGAUGAUUACGUAUCCGUUAGAUCUCAUUCGUACACGGGUAUCGGGACAAAUUGGAGAUCAAUUAAUGUAUACUGGUAUUAUUCAUACAUUUAUGAAAACAUUAAAGGAAGAAGGUCCACGUGCUUUAUUUCGAGGAAUUGGUCCGACGUUAUUUGGAGCUUUUCCCUAUGAAGGAAUCAAGUUUGGAUCAUAUGAUGUCCUUACGGGUUUACUACUGAAUGAUACGGACUUGAAGACGAAUUUUACAGGUAAAAUUCUGUGUGGAGGAGGUGCAGGAGUAGUAGCUACGAUCUUUACGUAUCCAAAUGAUACGGUGAGACGACGAAUGCAGAUGCAAGGGGCAGGAGGGACGACUCGACAAUAUCGAAAUGCAUGGGACUGUUACGUCAAGUUGAUGAAGAAUGAAGGCUGGACGGUCUACUACCGAGGACUCACACCUACGCUUGUGAGAGCUAUGCCCAACAUGGGGGUACAAUUUGCAACACAAAUAAAACAUGUGCAUGAACUACGUUGUCUGUCACCAUUUGGGAUCGUCACCUGCGUGCUUGUUCGUUACUCGUAA
Peronospora belbahrii is the source of this 939-nucleotide messenger RNA. Lineage: Eukaryota; Oomycota; Peronosporomycetes; Peronosporales; Peronosporaceae. The record is from the annotation of a GenBank genome assembly.